This is a messenger RNA of Penicillium manginii, 732 nucleotides long. RefSeq lists its product as uncharacterized. The coding region runs from base 1 to 732 and encodes 243 amino acids. Lineage: Eukaryota; Fungi; Ascomycota; Eurotiomycetes; Eurotiales; Aspergillaceae. The record is from RefSeq and is a predicted model, not a curated record. The transcript has a single exon.
AUGUCGCGAAAACGCGUACGCACGACGCCCGCUCUAGAUCAGACGCGUCCUCCCUCUCCACCACAUGGACAAUUUGCAAAUGCACGUGGCUACAUACAAAACCUUAGCCCGCGUGAGAGAGUUGAUAUGAUUCUAUCAGACAUUCGGGAACACCACCGAUGGUCUAUCAAGGAUCUUAUUUAUCAUAUGGCGCAGGCGCCGUCUUCACAACAAAACGCCCAUUCAGAAACACGGCGCGCAAGACUGGUUUCGCAAGCCAUAUACGGGCAACCAGAAGUUGUCAAGCAGUUGGCUAGUGUUUCAAAUGACAUCUUUACAACAGGCGCGUCUGAUCAGAUCUCUCGGUUACAAUCCGAGCUUCGUGUUCUAGUCAACGGGAAUGUACUGGGCGAGUUUGAACCGGAUAUUGAUCUUGGAGAUGUGGAUAUCCCUGGCUUAACUACAAAGGUGCAGAAUAAAGCUCCAGGGCUAUUGGCACUGCUUUUAAACAUCAUGACACCGCCAGAAAGUUCUCGUGAUACGUCCAAAGUCUACCAAGGCAGUAUUUUGAUGAUUUGUUCUAUUCUCGCGUCCACCUUGGCACCACGGAAAAGCAAUAGCUUUCCGAUGUUGAUUGGCUUGUAUUUACAUGCAAUGGGUGUCAAGCGACGCGUGAUUUGCUUUCUGGCUGGUCUGGGCAUAAAUUCGCCUACCAGACUAUCAUGGACAAACGGAAAGAGCUUGCAGACUUAG